AUGGAUGGACUUCCUCAAGUCAGACCUCAAGUUGACAAUGGAACUAUAGUUCAUAUUGGCACCAAGUGGCUAUUCAACUUCUUCCGCUAUUACAAAGCAGAGCGACUCGACACAGAAAUACCAGCGGGAUCUCCGAUAGGCGUCCCCCGAGGCUUUUGUGACAACAACCAUAUUGACGGUGGUGACCCAUCCGACCGACUUGGGAGUAUCCCCUAUAUCGGGAAAUAUGGAUAUGAGCGAGGUCCCGGAAUAGUUGGAGGACUUUGGGCUGGGUUCAAAUACUUUCACGAAACCAAGGAAGUCUACUUCGCCCCUCUCUCAUGGGCUGACAUCGAGCCCUUGAUUAUGGGUCCCUAUGGAGAGAACGGCAAUAAAGCUCUGUUUGAUGACCACACCCCGCAGCUUGUAUCUAAGGUGUGGAUUGUCCGACAGGGUAUGACCGCUCCAAAAGGGUGGAUCAAAGUACAGGAAGCUGAUGAUUCAGAUCCCGCCUGGAGACACCAACUGUUGAAGACAUAG
Molecule: messenger RNA, 519 nt
Organism: Fusarium proliferatum ET1
Lineage: Eukaryota; Fungi; Ascomycota; Sordariomycetes; Hypocreales; Nectriaceae
Exons: 1
Coding region: 1-519 (172 amino acids)
Source: RefSeq, a predicted model, not a curated record